This is a messenger RNA of Antechinus flavipes (yellow-footed antechinus), 3056 nucleotides long. RefSeq names its product menin 1 (gene MEN1). Gene Ontology annotation, cellular component: nucleus; histone methyltransferase complex; chromatin. Gene Ontology annotation, biological process: regulation of transcription by RNA polymerase II; negative regulation of cell cycle; negative regulation of cell population proliferation. The record is from RefSeq and is a predicted model, not a curated record. Gene Ontology annotation, molecular function: chromatin binding; transcription cis-regulatory region binding; Y-form DNA binding. The transcript has 9 exons. Bases 945 to 2939 code for a protein of 664 amino acids. NCBI's taxonomy places the organism in Eukaryota, Metazoa, Chordata, Mammalia, Dasyuromorphia, Dasyuridae.
GUGGGGCUUUGGGGGAAGGGGGAGUAGGGAACAAGUGAUGGGGAGGGAGGGGCCGAGAUCUCAGCGUGGCCUGCUCCCGGGGAGAGGUGCCCCCCAUGAGGACGUCACAAUGGGGAGGGGGUUAGUGGGGAACCCCUUGGGGAGGGGUACUCUGGAAAGUGGAGUGCAAAGGGGUCCCUGGAGCCCACUGAUGCUCAUCCAUGUGGAACCAGAAGGUCCCUUCUCCACCUAUUUUACUAAUGGGGAAACCGAGGCACAGCAGAGCAGGGGAGUUUGGCCUCUCCUAAGGGGAGAAUGGCCGGACCCAUUCUUCUAAGCCCAAGCUUAGAAUUCUUUCUUCUCGGGUUCAGGGGGCACUGAAAUGCCCAGAGGACACUUUUUACUCUCUGAGAGUUUCUUCUCCCGCCCCAGGGCUGGGGGGUGGGGGGAUCCAGCAGGAGGCUUUGACCCAGAUCUCUGCCUUGGAAGGAGAGAAAAUGGGGACAGGACGGUGGGCUUAGAGGGUCCUUCCAGAUCCUUCACUUGUGCUUUUUGGAGACGCUGAAGCCAGAAUUCAAAUCCAGACCCCAAGGGAGGGGAUGUGUGAAGCAGGACGGGGGUGGGAGAGAAGGGGUUCUGGCCUUGGGAUGAAAGGACCAGCCUCAAAUCCCAGCUCUCCUCCCUACCCCGACCUCAGCCCUUUUCUCUGUGAGCCUCAGUCUCUAUAUCAUGGGAGUUUGGGCCAGAACCAGCCCUGUCUCCUAUAAAAGUGUGGGGAGGGGGCGGGGCAGAGGGCACUCCCAUCUUAUCAUGGGAAGGGGUCGGGAUUUGGGGUAUGGAAAAGGAAAAUUGUGGUGGACUCCAAAAACAGGGAGGGGAGGGAAGGAAGAGGUGGGGUCCCCUGGGGGGAUAUGGGGGAGGGGUUCCUCAGGGCCAGGAGCCUCAGGGCCAGGUAAAGAAAUGGGAUGUGGGAGGGGGGUGUUUAUAAAGGGCCCCUGAGAGCAGAUGAGAUUCAAAGAGCUCUCCCAAGAGCACCGAGGGCCAAGGAGGAGAGUCAGAUGAAUCCUAAGGGGGAGGAGGAGGCAGGAAGGGAGGCCGCAGGCCUCGGGACGGUCCUGCCCGGGCACAGUGGCAGGGUCCGAGGGCUUCCUUUCUCUGCCCAGGUCGCCAUGGGGCUGAAGGCUGCCCAGAAGAACCUGUUCCCUCUGCGCUCCAUCGAUGACGUGGUGAGGCUCUUUACUGCCGAGCUGAACCGAGAGGAGCCGGACCUGGUGCUGCUGUCCCUGGUGCUGGGCUUUGUGGAGCACUUCCUGGCUGUCAACCGGGUGAUCCCCACCAACGUGCCCGAGCUCUCCUUCCAGUCCCGGCCGGCCCCCGACCCCCCUGGCGGCCUCACCUACUUCCCCGUGGUCGACCUCUCCAUCAUCGCAGCCCUCUAUGCCCGCUUCACUGCCCAGAUCCGCGGCGCCGUGGACCUGUCUCUCUACCCCCGGGAGGGCGGCGUUUCUAGCCGGGAGCUGGUGAAGAAGGUCUCCGACGUCAUAUGGAACAGCCUGAGCCGUUCCUACUUCAAGGACCGAGCCCACAUCCAGUCCCUUUUCAGCUUCAUCACAGGCACCAAGCUGGACAGCUCCGGGGUGGCCUUUGCCGUGGUGGGGGCCUGCCAGGCCCUGGGCCUCCGCGACGUCCACCUGGCCCUGUCUGAGGACCACGCCUGGGUGGUGUUUGGCCCCAACGGGGAGCAGACGGCCGAGGUCACGUGGCACGGGAAAGGCAACGAGGACCGCCGGGGACAGACGGUGAAUGCCGGCGUGGCCGAGCGGAGCUGGCUGUACCUCAAGGGCUCCUACAUGCGCUGUGACCGCAAGAUGGAGGUGGCCUUCAUGGUGUGUGCCAUCAACCCCACCAUCGACAUGCACACGGACUCUCUGGAGCUGCUGCAGCUGCAGCAGAGUCUCCUGUGGUUGCUCUACGACUUGGGACACUUGGAAAGGUACCCAAUGGCUCUGGGGAACCUGGCGGACCUGGAAGAGAUUGAGCCAACGCCGGGUCGACCAGACCCUCUCACCAUCUACCAUAAGGGCAUCACCUCUGCCAAGACCUACUACCGGGACGAGCACAUCUACCCCUACAUGUACCUGGCCGGCUACCACUGCAGGAACCGCAACGUCCGGGAGGCCCUGCAGGCCUGGGCCGACACGGCCACCGUCAUCCAGGACUACAAUUACUGCCGGGAGGAUGAGGAGAUCUACAAGGAGUUCUUCGAGGUGGCCAACGACGUGGUUCCCAACCUGCUGAAGGAGGCGGCCGCCCUGGCCGAGGCGGGCGACGAGCGGGGUGGAGAGCACGCCCAGGCCCAGGGUUCAGCCCUGCAGGACCCCGAGUGCUUCGCCCACCUGCUGCGCUUCUACGACGGCAUCUGCAAGUGGGAAGAGGGGAGCCCCACCCCCGUGCUGCACGUGGGCUGGGCCACCUUCCUGGUGCAGUCCUUGGGGCGCUUCGAGGGCCAGGUCCGGCAGAAGGUCCGAAUCGUGAGUCGGGAGGCAGAGACUGCGGAGACGGAGGAGCCUUGGGGGGAGGAGGCCCGCGAAGGCCGCAGGAGGGGGCCCCGGCGAGAGUCCAAGCCCGAGGAGCCCCCGCCCCCCAAGAAGCUGGCGCUGGACAAGAGCGCGCCCCGCAGGCCGGGGCUGACCCCGGGGGCUCCCAAGGGCCCCGAGGGGGGCGGCCCGGCUCCGGCCCCCGCCCCUCCGGCCUCCCCACCCCCCGAGGGCCCGGUGCUCACCUUCCAGAGCGAGAAGAUGAAGGGUAUGAAGGAGCUGCUGGUGGCCACCAAGAUCAACUCGAGCGCCAUCAAGCUGCAGCUCACGGCCCAGUCGCAGGUGCAGAUGAAGAAGCAGAAGGUGUCCACGCCCAGCGACUACACGCUGUCCUUCCUCAAGCGGCAGCGCAAGGGGCUCUGAGGGCCCGGCCCCGCCCCCGCCCGGUGCGCCCCCCAGCGCUUCACCCCCUCCCCCGCCUGUUUGUACAUAGAUUUAUUUUUUAGUCUCCGGGAAGAUGAAUAAAUUUUUGUAACAAAA